Messenger RNA from Rattus norvegicus (Norway rat), 11484 nucleotides. Lineage: Eukaryota; Metazoa; Chordata; Mammalia; Rodentia; Muridae. The record is from RefSeq and is a predicted model, not a curated record.
AUCAGAAUGGCAGCAAGGUGAGACCGUCCAGGGAGCCCAGGCCCUUUCACUGAGCGCCUGAGGUCGUCUGGAGCUCACUGGGCACCAUGGGUGUCUCACAUUCGUCCAGGGAGGAGUGGGAGCGCGAAAGCAGGACCGACUUAUGGUGGGCGCACAUCCAGGAGGCGUUCAUGAAGAAGUGCGACUUCAGCUGGGACCAGAUCAAGCAGUUGCACCAGAGGUUCCGGCUGCUGAGCGGGGACCAGCCCACCCUCCGACCCGAGAACUUCGACAACGUCCUGGACCUGGAGUUCAACCCGAUCCGCUCCAGGAUCGUCCGUGCCUUCUUCGACAACCGGAACCUGGGCAAAGGGACCAGCGGGCUGGCGGAGGAGAUCACCUUCCAGGACUUCCUAACCAUCAUCUCCUACUUCCGGCCGCUGGAGCCCCGGCCCAACAAGGAGGAGGCAGAGCAGUACCGCAAAGAGAAGAUGCAGUUCCUCUUCAACAUGUACGACCAGGACGGCGAUGGGAUCAUCACCCUGCAGGAGUACCGCCGGGUGGUGGAGGACCUGCUGUCGGCGAACCCGCAGGCGGAGACAGCCACUGUGCGCUCCGUCGCCAACUCCAUCGCGCGGGUCGCCUUGAUGGAGGCGUCCAGGGCAUCCGACCAGCCUCUGAAUGAGGACGAGCCAUACGAGGGCAUCACCUUCGAGGACUUCUUCAAGACCUGGCAGAGCCUCGAAUUGGAAGUCAAGAUGCAAGUCAGCUUCCUGAACCUACAAGCCAUGGCCUUCUGCCAGUGACCCGCCGGCUGCGGCACCCCCAAUGGAGAAGCUGCCCCUUGAACCCGGCUGACUCCAGCAGCAGCUCCAGGAUUCAAGAAAAUCCAACUUGGGUACCUGAGCGCUUGACUCGAAAAUUGCCUUCUGCUCUUCCUGAAGAUGAGACUACGAACCCUACUAUUGCUACUGGGAAUGAUAAUACAGGUUAAUUCGAUCACCCUGUGGGCUAUUGCCAGAUCCUGGCCAGUACCCAUGCCAGUCCAUAGCAAUUCUACUGUUUUACCAACCUUUUUCUCUACCUCCUGUUUGCGUGAUGUUCCUUGUAUAGUGCCAACUGGAGAAAUGCCCCAACGGUAUGCCACCACUAACGUUUCUCUGUUGCAUACCUUAUGUUUUACCAUUAAAGACUAUUCCCUGCCCUGUAUUUGGUUGCGUAGAGCCACGUUAGCUAAUUGGUUGAAUCCUAUAAGUGACAGCACAAUGAACACCGGGAUCAUCCUGGCUGCUUUGAGUCAAAUUGCCCAGGGAGUCUCUUCACCCAGCGAGGACAUGUCAGUCGAUAGUUCUGCUGAUCUGAACAUUACAACACUAAUUGUGAUGCAUAAUUGUAGUGUUCCAUCACGCCCAGGGCAAGGUAACUAUGCACAGAAUAGCUCUACCCGUAGUAGAGUCUUACCCGUUUGCCCCCCGAAUCAAGAGUUUCCACCUAAUUUUACCCCAUGUCAGAGUCCAUUCCAUAGAACAAAACAAUUCCUACCGGGAUUUGAAUUUUCCCCUCCUCUUGGCCAUGUACAGUAUGACUGGGGGGAGAAUAAGACUGGCAAGCAUAAUCUCUGGCCUUGGUUUCAAUGGGUGCUGUCCAAUGAGCAAGGGGCAUAUACAUCCCUGACCCCCUUUGCUAGGUUGAUGGGUGAGAACUUCACGCUGUAUAAUGUUUCGGCUACCAGAAAAAAUGAUACCAGGUUGACCAAUAUUCAAUAUAAUAACCUCUUGGAACAUAAUACUGCCACUAGUACUUCAGUAUGUGUUAGAUCACCUUUUUCUUUCUGAUAAGCACUAAUGUCAACAAUGGUGUUUUAAAUUGUAAUAGCUCUGAUGUAGUCUGCUAUUUAGCUGAAUGCUGAGAUGGCAACAAUGACACCUCAGUAAUGGUCAAGAUUCCCUCCUUUGUGCCAAUCCCAGUAGAGGCAAACCCAGAUAGUUUUCCUAUUCUUAAUUUGCUGUGAACCAAAAGAGAUUUUGGAAUUAUGGCAGUCAUAAUUUCAGCCAUCGUGCUGUCUGCUGCCGCAGCUACCACAGCUACAAUCGCUAUGACCAAUCAAAUACAGACAGCUGAGACUGUCAAUCAGAUUGUAGAAAGAACUACAAUGGCGCUAGAGAUACAAGAAGAAUUUAAUACUCAUUUGGCAUCUGGCCUUCUAUUAGCCAAUCAAAGGAUAGAUUUAGUUCAAGAACAAAUUGAAACACUGUAUCAUAUGACACAGCUGUCUUUCCUCCCUAAGAGGUUUAUACAUUACUCCUUUACAAGCCAACUUUUCUCAGCAUUCUCAACAGAGCAAAGAAAUCUCAAAUUAUCUGAAAGGAAACUGGUCCAUGAAAGCAGAGCAACUAUCCAGACAAUUGCUGAUACAGAUUGCUGUCCUCAACAGCACUAGGCUGGACCCCAUCACAAUUGAAGACUUUACCUCAUGGAUUACCAAUGCUUUCUCCUUUUUUAAGGAGUGGGCGGGCAUGUUUGCCUGGGGAGCUAUUGUCCUCCUGGGAUGCGGAGUAUGUCUCUGGCUUAUUGGCCGUUUAAAAAGAGAACAUGCCAGACACAAAGCGGUUGUUUACCAGGCUAUGACUGCCAUUGACAAUGGUGCUUCUCCCAAUGUAUGGCUGGCCUCUUUGAAAGAGUUCGCCCUAGAUCAUUUUUGUCACAGUCAUGUGGGGUCAUUGUAUCCAGGGACGGGCAACUUUCCUCGAGCUCAGACCAACCUAAGACACGGGGCCCGGUGGCGAUAGGGUGACCCAACGACGGGUAAGGCCGAGUCAUCGUCAGGAACGACCUAAGACAGGAGCAAUGACAAGAUUGACGUGACACCCAGAUCUAGACCAGUCAUUUUAUUAAACAAAAAAGGGGGAGAUGUAGGGAGCGGUGCGACAGCUGUAUGAUAAUGAGGUGAAUCUGGCGCCCUCCUAACAACAGUACUGAGCAUGCAUGGAGUUUUGCACCUGACGUCAGUCUGGCUGGGGCGGUACUAUGCUAAAUGGGAGUUCAUGCCUUGCCAAUCUCUGGAGGACAAGUAGCUGGGAUGGCAGUGGGGUGACUCGUGCCCCACCAAUCCCUGAAAGAAGAUUAGCAUACUGUUGUGUAUAUAAGCCGAGCGGCAAAGGCGCGGUAACACUUAAAGCUGUAACACUUGGAGCUGUAACAUUUGGAGCUGUAACACUUAGGGCUGGCUGCCGCCGCCUCCCUGUAUCAACAAAGAAGGUGUCCUGCAGUAAAGGCUGUUGAGAAGAAUCCAACCGUGUUGCGUCUUCCUUGCCGGACGAGGUGGGCGCGACACCGUGGGAAGAAGUCUUACGACUUACUGCUUGGCAGUGAUUUCACACUGAAGAAGCGUGAACGUGGAGUGUGGAGAGGCCUUUGGUUGCUUCUGAUUAGCAGAAAAACUCAUAUUGAUUUGAGAAAACCUUAGGAGUGUAAGGACCUUGGGGAGGCCUAUUGUGGGACCUCAAACCUUGCCAAAUAAACUUGGAAUUCAUCCUCGCGAGACCCUCGUCAGUAUAAAGAAUGUGGGAGAGGCUUCCAUUAUAGCAAUCGACUUUCACAGCAUUGGGAAAACCAUACCAGCGAGAGACCUUCUAAUUUUGAGACUGUGUGGAACGGCUUUUUGUUGGCGUCAUCAACCCGCUUGCCAUCCUGAAGUUCACAGCGGCAAAAAAACAAAAACAAAAACAAAAAAAGCCUUAAUAUAAAUGGAUUUGAGGAAUGUGGGAAGGUCUUUAAUUGUGGAUAAAAUUUGUUCGAUAUAGAAAAUAAAACCCAUAUUGUCAAGAAACAUUAUGAGUGUAAGGAAAGGGAAAAGGCCUCUAGUUAUGGUUCGAGACUUGUUAGACCACAGAAAAUCCACACUAGUGAAAAACUAUGAAUGCCAAGACUGGGUGGGGCUUGUGUAGCGAUCUUUGAUUGCCUUAAAUGACGCCAGUUACUUUGUACGUAAGGACCGCGGGAAGACCUUUGAUUAUAGAUCAAGUUUCGUUCCGUGUGGAAGAACUCACGCUGGUGAGAAAGCACACCAGUGUAAGGAAUUCAGGAAAGGCUUCCGUCUUACUGGUCAUCUCGCUCACCAAGGGAAACACCACACCCAUGAGAAAGCUCUUGCCUGUGAAGAGCACAGAAAGGCCUUUAGUGAGGUUCGAGCCUUGUGAGACAUGAGAGAGUCCACACAGGUGAGAAGCUCUCUGAAUGCGAAGACAGAAGGCUUUGGGUAGUGACUGUCAACUUAGCCUUUGCUCACCAGAGAUGGCCUACUGCUGGGGAACACCAUCAAUGCGUGGGGGUUGGGGAGACCUUUGCCUGAGCCUCACGGUUCCGAUCCACUUGAGAGAACUAAUGGCUAGCUAUAAAGAUGCAUGCAAGGCUUUUCGCAGACAUUUGACUCGGAUGAGAACAUCGGCGCUGGUGAAACCCGCAGCUAGAUAGACAUGAGCUAGCUAGGAAGCUAUUGAAGAUGCACCGCUCCCCCUCCUUCCCAUCCGUUUCCCUGGUAACAGUACAAAUAGAAGCAUCAAAUCAGCUCCUGACGACUUAAAUUGUCCUGUAGAAAUUAUAGGUAUCCGGAUUUGGUUGAGGUCAUUAAAGAAAACCUACUUCCCCCAGUAGCUGUGGGUAGAGACAGGAUAUUGCAAACUCCACAGUGUGUGUGCCUGCCUGCCUGCCCGGAGAUUGCUCUUUGUUGAGUUAAUACUUUUUCCUUCCUGGAGACCCCUCCCCUCAGUGCAACUCGCAGAGCGCGCUAGCACCGCCCUGCUGCUUCUCUAACUCGGAAAAAGGGAGGCUUUGCUGAUGUUAUUUCUCCGCAGGCGAAAUGAGACAAGGUGGGAGUUUAUAAAGGCAGGUUUAUUGGGAAGCGGCUCCCGGCUCCCGGGCCUUUUCCCUGUCCCAGGAAAUGAGGCCCGGGAAGUUGCCGUGGGGAGGGAGACAAUGGGGAGGGAGGAGGGAAACAGACAAAGAGUGCAAGCACCUGGGGAGAGAGAAAACGCAGAGAGAGGGAGAGGAGGGGAGGGAGACACCAAAAAUGUCUGGAUUAUAUGGGGUAGAGCUUCUAGGGGAGAAGCCCAGCCCCUGUGCUAUAAAGUUCAGGGUAGGGGGCGGAUUUGCCAAGUUGGGACUGAGGGAUGUACCUGGAAGUCAGGUCCGCUUUAAUGUGUAACAGGUAUGCCUCAGCUCCUUGUCCCAGGUCUGAAUCCCAACAUUUCUUUUUUUCCUUCUUUACAACUUUUUCUUCCGAAUUCCAGCUGAAGCAUGGGCAUGCUUUCCCAAACACCCUAAGGGCUUUUCAGCUUUUCUGAUAUAACCCCCCCACUUCCCACCCCCUCCCACAAAGAGGCUUGCCAAACUCCUGCUGGCUUUCUCAGACUCUUACACUAGAAAGUGUGACCUUCUCUUUCCCUCAUCUCCAGGUAAUCGUCAGGAUUCCCGUUGUCCCUGCCCCAGUUGUCUCUCUGAGUCCAAUAACACUGUCCUCAGACUUCCUUCUGAGUCCAUUUUUAAAUGAUUUUAUUAGCAAGCCAAAACAGACAAAAAUCUUAGUAAGUCAUGAGUAUACAAUGCCGGAAACAUAGACUCGUUUCUUUCCAUGCCACAAUCCAUCGAGUAGCAAUUUGACAAGCUAUAGCACAUGCAAGGGUGGCAGCUUGCCAGAUAACCCCGCCCGCCUUGCUAAUUCAGAUUCAUUUAGUUCAGUUUUAAUUACUAGUACUAACAUUGUAUAAUGUAUAAUAACCUUAGAGAUUCAGGAGUCACUCCACAAACCACACGAACACCAAGCUCAGUCAGACAGGGAUGGUUUAUUGAACGCACACCAGAAGACUGAUCGACCAGGGUGAUGGCUCAUGCUCAAGGGCUUGAAGCUGAGCACUGGACAUUUCUCAGGGCCAGCUUAUAAAUAUGAAACUGCAGAGACCACAGUGAGCUGCUACUCACGUGCUGGAGGCACUGCCCCGUGGUCAUCCCUGGCUCAAGCCAUUUUAGACCUAACGGUUCAUAUUGACCUUAAAUUUGAUGGGUUCUAAGUGAAGCUUAUGGCUGUGAUUUCCUAAGAUUGACAAACCUCAUAACACAGAACACAGGGUAUGCGGUCAGCAUGACCCUGCUCUGCGUCAAGUUGUCUUUCUGUGUCAGUGACUGGCAGGUGUGUUACAGUAACAAUUUGACAUAGAUUGUGGGUAGGGAACAAAAUGGCUACAGCUAUGCUAGGAAGGCAGACUUCAACAAUAACUAUGUUCACUUAUCUGUUACAUGGUAGCUGAAACCUAAUUCAUAAUCUCCUGAGGUGUGAGGUUUAUCAGAAUGAGGGGACCACAAAGCCAUGACUGGACCGUGAGGUAGGAGGGAGAGCAUUAGACAGAAAUAGUAGAAAGCUAUGGUGGCUGUGCUUGGCUGUCAGGUUGACUACAUCUGGAAUGAACUAAAAGCCCCAGCUAUGGGCUUCUUAGUCAACUGGAUCCAGUUAGGAAGACCUGCUUAAAUACAGAUCAUUUGAUGGGGGAGACCCACUCUGAAUCUGUGCCACGUCUUCUCAUGGCAGCCUGAUGGAAAGGGCAGGUAAGGGAGAAGCUUUUGCUACUGGCCUGUUUGCCCUCACUGGAGUCCAUUCCUUCACUGACAUUAGACCCUGCUUCUUUGGGAUUCUGGUGUAUACUGAGGAUGAGCCAAGACAUCCAGCCUCCUGAACAACUACUGGACUCUUGGACUGUCCACUGGUGGACAGCCAUUGCUGGACUACCCUGACACCAGCCUGGAAGCCACUCUAAUGAGAGGGAGAGACCCCUUCAGGGUACCUUCCUAAGCACCGAGGGCUCUUUUAAAGCCAAAUCCACAGAAUCUGACCCCUUACAGUCUUUUGGAGGUGACAAGAAGUUUUGCAUCAUGUGAUUUAGCACAGGAUACUGUUUGUGGUGAAAACCAUUCAGGGGCCAGGGGCCAGGGGCCAUGAAUUGAGAGCAGUUGAGCCAUAUAGCAGUCUUCUUGGGCAUGAGUCCAUGCAGGCUUCUAUAAUUUUUUAUACUCAGUCCAGGUCCAUUAUCUCACUUACUAUAAUUAUUUGCCUCUUAGUUUACACAGAACAUUUUUAAAAUGUAUUUUUACUUAUGUGUAAGUAUAUUUCUCUGUGCGUGCCACUUGUGCCUUAGAGGCCAGAAGAGGGCAGCAUAUCUCUGGUGCUGGAGUUAAUGGCAGUUGUCAGCUGCACCCCCCCCCCCCCCGUGUGAGUACCCGGGACCCAAACCCCAAAGAUACGGGAGCUUUUAACUGCUGAGCAUCUCUCAGGCCCCACGUUCCUUUAUAGUUAUUUCCUUCUCCUUUCGCAACACUGUGUGCAUGAGUCAGAGUUCUCUAGAGAAAACUUAUAGAAUGAAUCUAUGUGUAUUUUACGGGCUGUGGUCGGGCUAGUCCAACGAUGGUUGGUUAUUAGCAUAAAGUCCAAGGAUUCAGUGGUUGUUUGGUCUACAAAGCUGGAUGUCUCAGUAUGUACUAGACACCUGAAGAAGUUGGUUCCAAUUCUAGUGAAGGAAUGGGCUGGCCAGUGAGAGUGAGAGAAGGCAAGAAAAAGAGCCAAAGCCUCCUUCUUCCCUGUCCUUUAUACAGGCUGCCAGCAGAAGGUGUGGCCCGGGUUAAGGGUAGCUCUUCUCACCUCAAAAGGUCUGGAUUAAAAGUUGGUCUUUCGGGCUGGAGAGAUGGCUCAGUGGUUAAGAGCACCGACUGCUCUUCCCAAGGUCCUGAGUUCAAAUCCCAGCAACCACAUGGUGGCUCACAACCAUCUGAAACAAGUCUGAUGCCCUCUUCUGGUGUGUCUGAAGAUAGCAACAGUGUAAUCAUAAUAUAUAAUAAAUAAAUAAAAUAUUUUUUAAAAAAAGUUGGUCUUUCUGCUGCUCCAUUGUUCUCAGCCUUUAACCUCAGCACUCGGGAGGCAGAGGUAGGGGAAAUCUCUGUGUAGCCUGGUCUACAGAGUGAGUCCCAGGAUGGCCAGGGGUACACAGAGAAACCCUGUCUGGGAAGAAAGAAAAAAGUUGGUCUUCCCACUUCUGUAGGCUUAGAUUUUUUUUUUUUUUUGGUUCUUUUUUUCGGAGCUGGGGACCGAACCCAGGGCCUUGCGCUUCCUAGGCAAGCGCUCUACCACUGAGCUAAAUCCCCAACCCCUUAGAUUUUUUUUUAAACCCACUUUUAAUAAGAUUUGUAAAAUGCUCUAAGUUCCCUUCUAGCCCAACCCCCACCAGAGGUAGUGGAAAGGAAAGGUUAAUAGGGCAAAGGAGGAUGUGGACCGGUUUAGAAGCAGUUCUUUGGGCCGAUCCCAAUCUUCAUUGUCAGGAUAGCUGCAGUUCAGCUCACAGGAAUCAGCAGUGGCGGCUCAAUCCACUUGCAGACACCAUUAGUGAAUCAGCCGUGGCACGGCUCCUAAACACCACUUACAAAUCAGCAACAGCAGGUCAAUCCAGCAGAAACCACAAGGCUCUGUCAAUUGGUCUGAGUCUGAGGAAGCAGCAAGAAGCCACUGGAUAUCACCAGAAGUUCUUUGGUGACAUUACUGUCUAUGAAGUCAAUGCAAACAACAACCAGCAAAGGGUGGCAAGGUGUACCAAUACCACACAGCCUAGUCCACUGUCUGUUGAUUUAUAUUUAUAUCCUUUCCAAAUAUCACAUGUUCUCUCAAGUGUCUCCUCUAGCAAAAACAUCACAUGCCCCCUUUCCAGGCUGCUUCCAGAAACACACCAUGUGCCUAUUCUCAGUAAAACAUCCUCUCAUAUGUCUACCUUAGCAAAAAAAAAACAUCCUCUCACAAGACAGCUUCCAGGAACCAUCACACGACACAACUGAGUCUCAAAAGAAACCAAAAUUUUUUAUUUCAUACUUCAAAUGAUUUAAUUAAAAAAAAAAUACCCAGCCAGAUGGUGGUAGCACAUACCUUUAAUCCCACACUUUGGAGACAGAGGCAGGUGGAUCUCUGAGUUCCAGGCCAGCCUGGUCUUCAGUGAGUUCCAGGAAAGCCAGGGCUAUAUAGAAUAAUCUUGUCUCCACAAACAAAACAAACAAAAAACAAGGAGAGAAAGAAAGGAAGAAAAGAAAAGAAAAUGAAAGAAAGAGAGAAAGAAAGAAAGAAAGAAGAAAGAAAGAAGAAAAAAAUUCCUCAUGGGUAUACCCAGCAACUUUGGGUUUUCACCAAUUCCAAUGCAGUCAAUUUUAUAACCAAGAAUAGUAACCAUGGCUGGUAAAGCAGAAAAAUGAGAAAAGGGAACUGAGGUUGAGCUCUACAAGUCUUCAUUCAGACACAACCUGGCUAAUUUGUUUCUUGUGUUUCUGAGACGUGUGCUGCACAUGUAACUGGUGGUUUGAAUGAGAGUGCUCCCAUAGGCUCAUCGUGUAUUUUAGUGCUUAGUCACCAAGGAGUGGAACUGUCGGAGGAUUACAAGGAUUGGGAGGUGUGGCCUUGUUGGAGGAAGUGUAUCGCUAAGGGUGGGCUUUGAGAGUUAAAAACCACUCCAAGGGCUGGAGAGAUGGCUCAGUGGUUAACAUCACUGGCUGCUCUUCCAGAAAUCCUGAGUUCAUAUCCCAGCAGCCACCACAUGGUGGCUCACGACCAUCUGUAAUGAGAUCUGAUGCCCUCUUCUGGUGUGUCUGAAGACAGCUACAGUGUACUUAUAUAUAAUAAAUCUUUUUUAAAAAGCCCAUUCCAGGCCCAGCCUUUCUCUCUCUGUCUGUUGCCUACGGAUCAGGUGUAUGGCUGUCGGCUCUGCCCCAGCACCAUGCCUUGUCUGCUUUCCGCCACGAUGAUCAUAGACUGACCCUCUAAAACUGUAAGCAAGCCCUCAGCUAAGGGCUUUCUUUUCUUUUUGGUCACGGUGUCUCUCUCUCUUUUUUUUUUUUUUUUUUUUUUUUUGGUUCUUUUUUUCGGAGCUGGGGACCGAACCCAGGGCCUUGCGCUUCCUAGGUAAGCGCUCUACCACUGAGCUAAAUCCCCAGCCCCGGUCACGGUGUCUCUUAACAGAAACAGAAUAAUAACUAAGGACUCUUUCCUCAGCCUCUGGAGUACUUAAGUUCCUAACACGCCCAACUUCCACCUGUUAAUUCAAAGGAAAAUUGUACGCUGGUGGAGAAAGAGUCUUACAGAGAAUUCCAGACGCUUCCAUGGGAAAACUCCACGGGAAAAACUGAAGCAUAAUCCGCAUGUUUAGUGGGAUUUCGGAGGCUAGAAAACAAAGCCAAUGAAUACAAAGAAUCUAGGAAACGCUACUCAGGCAUGGGGCGCCUGUGCACUCUUUUGACUACUUUGAGGGGCUUCUGCCUCUAGGAAUCCUGGGAGUUGUAGUUCUGGAGGACGUUUCCGGGCAUUUCUCCGGUAGAGGUCGGAGUCCUGCGACUGCGUUUCGUUAGGGAGGUUGCAGGGACGUCUGUUUCAUGGCCCCUGUUAUGUUCUUCUCAGAGUGACCAGCAGUGGACCUGCGAGGGGACUUACCCAAUGAUGCCCGUCACCACGCUGGGACUGGCACUCCGUCUCUGGCCUCUUUAUACCUGAGGACACGCACACAGUGGAAGAGCUGCUGUCAACAUCACGCAACUGGCCAGACAAGAGCUUCUUCCCAGCCACACCAAGGAGUGGACACCAUGGCUAAAGCUGUGCAGUCAUGGGGACAGCCGACGCACGCCACUGAGCAGACUCUCGAGGGCAGUCUUCUCCCCGUCAUGUCUUCCCAAGACGAAGCUGUUCCCCAGGAAGACAGAAGGAUGACCAGCAGCAAGGAGACGGUGACGUUGAAGGACAUGACUGUGGUCUUCAGCGAGGAAGAACUGGGGCUGCUGGAUGCUGCCCAGAGGAAGCUGUGACGUGAUGCUGGAGAGCCUGAGGAAUGUGGCAUCCCUGGGGCAUCGGAUCGGGACUCCAGAUGGUUUGCUCAGGCUCAAGAGAGAAGACAUGUUUUGGCUGUUGACAGUGGCUCGCUGGAGCAGUGGGUCUAUGGGUGAGGACAGUGCAGCAGCUCGCCCGCCUUGCUUCUUAACCUGGGGAUGGGUUUGGGGCUGGGGUGGGCCAGGGCUCUGGUCCGCCCCCACCGUCAGCAUCCAUCUCCACAUGUACUGACUCCCAUGACGCUUGGUCACAUCAUCACCGCUGGCCUGCCUAGGCCUGCCAUCUUCCCAAGUGACGACAUGGAGACAUGUUAAUUAUGGAAUCCUAUGCAGUAGCGUACUCAUUCCCACCUAGCUUGUGUAACUUAAAUUAACCCACUUAUGUGUAUCUACACUGUGUUGCAUGAAUGAUGCUACUUGGUAAUGGAUACCUUGAUAGUGUGGUACAAUUAACUUAUUCUGUGUCUGGUUGGUGAGGCCUCCCACCUGACUCUUUCCCAGAAUUCCCAUCUCUGCCCAGAAGUCCCGCCUAUCCUCUCCUGCCUAGCUAUAGGCCAUCAGAUCUUUAAUAAACCAAUUGGAAGAUGCCUUCAGUAGAUGAGGAAGGACAGAGAA